Molecule: messenger RNA, 2829 nt
Organism: Mucor velutinosus
Lineage: Eukaryota; Fungi; Mucoromycota; Mucoromycetes; Mucorales; Mucoraceae
Exons: 4
Coding region: 1-2829 (942 amino acids)
Biological process (GO): inositol phosphate biosynthetic process; inositol metabolic process
Cellular component (GO): cytosol
Molecular function (GO): diphosphoinositol pentakisphosphate kinase activity; metal ion binding; 5-diphosphoinositol pentakisphosphate 1-kinase activity
Source: RefSeq, a predicted model, not a curated record
AUGCCAACCACAGCAGCCUCUCCCUCGUUACCAGAAAAGACAUCUGGAAGAGCCAAAUAUGUUGUAGGUGUAUGUGCCAUGGAUAGAAAGGCAAGAUCAAAGCCAAUGCGACACAUCUUGAACAGAUUGUUGGCACACGGCGACUUUGAGAUUGUCAUCUUUGGUGACAAAACUAUCUUGGAUGAAGAUGUCGAGAAUUGGCCUGGUUGCGAUUUCCUCAUCUGCUUCUUUUCCGGCGGGUUUCCUAUGGAGAAAGCAGUUGCCUACACCAAAUUAAGAAAGCCAUUUGCAGUCAACAAUGUGCAUAUGCAAACAUUACUGUGGGACAGACGAGUGGUGUUGUCGAUCUUGGAUGCCAUUGGUGUCCCUACACCUCCUCGUUUGGUGGUUUCAAGAGACGGUGGCGCAAAAGUAGACGCUGAUGCUGCUGCUGCAUUCAAGGAAUGUACCGGCAUGGACAUCGAUCGUGUGCUGGCCCGAUACGCUUCCAACACAAAAUCUGUCAAUAUGUCGGAUGAAGGUAUCGAAGUGGAUGGCGAGUAUCUCGGAAAGACAUUUGUCGAGAAGCCUGCUGACGGUGAGGAUCACAACAUCAACAUUUACUACUCUCAAAAGAAGGGUGGCGGUGGAAGAAGACUGUUUCGAAAGAUAGGCAACAAAUCCAGCCAGUACGAUCCUGAAUUGAACUCGCCCAGCACCGAGGGAUCUUGGGUGUACGAAAAGUUAAUGGAGACGGAGAGCUUUGAAGACAUCAAAUUAUACACGGUGGGCCCUCAAUUUGUCCAUGCCGAAACAAGAAAGUCGCCUACUGUAGACGGCCAUGUGAAGCGUAACACAGAUGGGAAGGAAAUCCGAUAUUGCGCUAAACUGACGCAAGAAGAAGAAGAUAUCGCCAGAAAAGUGUCAAAGGCUUUUGGACAGGCUGUCUGCGGCUUGGAUAUUCUAAGAGUGCAGGGCAAAUCCUAUGUGAUUGAUGUCAAUGGCUGGAGUUUUGUCAAGGGAAACGACUUUUACUAUGACCAAUGCGCUAAAAUCCUAAAGGAGGCCUUUUACAGAUCCGUUCAAGAGAGACCCUUAUCAUUGGCAGAUCAAAUUCCACCCGAAAUUUCACCUGAAAACUCAUGGCGUCUCAAGGGAUUUGUCGCCGUGUUCCGUCAUGGUGAUCGCACGCCCAAGGAAAAGCUCAAAAUGACCAUCAUGGAACAGCCAUUCAUCGACUUGCUGGAGGGAUCCAAGCGCGAGGUAGUGUUUAGACAAAAGCAUCAAUUGGAAUCCGUCAUCAGAGCAUUGGAUCAGUGCCUGGAAUCACCCACAGCCGAGAACGAAGACAAGCUGAGAAAUCUAAAAGAGGUCUUGGAAAAGAAGCAUGUGCUCGCUGGCACCAAAGUUCAACUGAAGCCCAAGUUUGAUAAAAACACCAGGGAGCUCAUCAAAUUGCAAGUGAUUGUCAAGUGGGGAGGAGAGUUUACGCACGCUGGUCGUCACCAAUCCAGAGAUUUGGCAGAAAACUUGAGAAAGGACAUGAACAUCCUCAACAGAGAAGUGCUGGAGGAUGUCAAGAUCUACAGCAGCUCAGAAAGACGAGUGCGUGAUACAGCCCAAGUCUUUGCUCGUUGGUUCCUGGGUGACCCUGAUACGCUGGAGGGCGUCAUCUCUGAAAGCAAGUACUUGUUGGAUGAUAGUAACGCAGCCAAAGAUCAAGCAGAUGCCGUCAAACGUCAACUCAAGGGACUGUUGAGGCCUGGAAACGAUAUCCCCGAGUGGAUGCUGGCUCAGAUGGGCUGGUCUGCCAAGCUGCCUCAGCCUUAUGUGAUUCUUCAAGAGAUAUCCACCAUCAUGGGUCGUAUGCAGCGUGUCAUGCAUGAAAACUGGGCGACCAAAGAUGUAGACAAUAUCCAAAGAAGAUGGUGCUGCUUCGACUCGCCCAUGCUGUUCAAGGAGAGAUGGGAAAAGAUGUUUCGCAAUUUUGCGUCCAUACAGACAGGCGAUGAAAGUGAUGAGUCUGAACUGAGACGUGCCAUGCACCCCGAGACAUAUCCUGAUCCCUCCUGGAUUCCUGCCCUGUAUGAUUCACUCAAAUACGAUGCUCUACACAACAGGCCCUUCCUUCAAGCCAUGUUUACUGACGAGACUAGCAGCAACAGCGAGGAUUUCGACAGUAACAGCGUCAACACCACCACCACCACCAACACCAACCUGCGUACAUCCUCGGAUUCCAACAGCGUGCCUGUAUUGAACAGAUGUGGCUCGGAUAUUCGCCGUUUAUACAAGACGGUCAAGAUCAUGUUUGAUUUCAUUGCGCCUCAGGAAUUUGGCAUUUCAGACACUGAAAAAAAGAACAUUGGCAUGCUGAUUAGUUUUCCGUUGCUCAAGAAGAUUUUAAGUGAUUUGGAUGACAUGAAAUCAGCCGAGAGUGCAAGAACCCGUCUCUACUUUACCAAGGAAUCGCAUGUGCACGCUUUACUGAACCUGAUUUACCUCUCGGGAGUGCCAACCAAGGUGCCUAGAAACACAUUGCCCGAAUUGGACUUCUUGACCCAGAUCACAUUUGAGCUGUAUGAACGUAACAGACAAAGUGUUUCUGAGAAGGAAUACUCACUUCGUAUCGGAUUUAGUUCCGGCGCUCAUUACAACAGUGUCUUGGAUCUACGCAUGGAUGCAGAGCAUUGCUUAAAAGUAGCUCCCAGAAGAAACCUGAUCCCACAUUUACUGCUGGAGGAAGUGCUGACAUACCAUAAAGGCUAUCUAAACGUGCCCAAUCUCAAGAGCAUUGAGGAGCAAAUUGAAGAAAGAAAGCUGUACUAUGCUCAAGAAGACAAUGAUCAAUAA